CGGCAGCCCGGCGGCGGGAGUCAGGCUACCGCUCGGCCCGCGGCAAGUGUUGGGCGGCUGGCCUAGGGGAGCCGGGGCGGGGCGGCGGCGGCCAGCGAGGGAGCGCGCGGGCGGCCUGGCCCCGCCCCGGUGACCUUCACGGCCCGGGCGGCGGGCGCAGGCCCGGCGGCGGCGGCUGCGGCGGCGCGAUGUUCGUGCAGGAGGAGAAGAUCUUCGCGGGCAAGGUGCUGCGGCUGCACAUCUGCGCGUCCGACGGCGCCGAGUGGCUGGAGGAGGCGACCGAGGACACGUCGGUGGAGAAGCUCAAGGAGCGCUGCCUCAAGCACUGUGCCCAUGGGAGCUUAGAAGACCCCAAAAGUGUGACCCAUCACAAAUUGAUACAUGCUGCUUCAGAGAGGGUGCUAAAUGAUGCCAAAACAAUCUUGGAAGAGAACAUCCAAGACCAAGAUGUCUUAUUGUUGAUAAAGAAGCGUGCUCCAACUCCACUUCCUAAGAUGGCUGACGUCUCAGCAGAAGAGAAGAAAAAACAAGACCAGAAAGCCCCAGAUAGAGAUGCUAUCUUCCGAGCAACUGCCAACUUGCCAUCCUACAACAUGGACCGAGCUGAGGUCCAGACCAACAUCAGAGAUUUCCAGACAGAACUCCGGAGAAUCCUGGUGUCUCUCAUUGAGGUGGCUCAGAAGUUGUUAGCGCUGAACCCAGAAGCUGUUGAAUUGUUCAAGAAGGCAAAUGCGAUGCUGGACGAGGAGGAGGAUGGGAGAGUGGACGAGGCCGCCCUGCGGCAACUCACGGAGAUGGGCUUCCCGGAGAGCAGGGCCGCCAAGGCCCUCCGGCUGAAUCACAUGUCGGUACCUCAGGCCAUGGAGUGGUUAAUAGAGCACGCGGAAGACCCGACCAUUGACUCGCCUCUUCCGGGCCAGGCCUCACCGGGAGGGGCGCGGGCUGAGGCCACUCCCGAGGCCGCUCCCGAGGCUGCCCCCGAGGCUGCAGGGACUAGCACGGAAGAUGAGGAGCCCAGAGAUGAGCUAACGGAGAUCUUCAAGAAGAUCCGGAGGAAAAGGGAGUUUCGACCUGAUGCUCGGGCUGUCAUUUCCCUGAUGGAGAUGGGCUUCGAUGAGAAGGAAGUGAUAGACGCCCUCAGAGUGAAUAACAACCAGCAGAAUGCUGCCUGUGAGUGGCUGCUGGGAGACCGGAAGCCCUCCCCCGAGGAGCUGGACAAAGGCAUCGACCCUGAUAGCCCUCUCUUUCAAGCCAUCCUGGAUAACCCGGUGGUGCAGCUGGGCCUGACCAACCCGAAAACAUUACUAGCAUUUGAAGACAUGCUUGAAAACCCCCUGAACAGCACCCAGUGGAUGAAUGACCCAGAGACGGGGCCAGUCAUGCUACAGAUCUCCAGGAUCUUCCAGACCCUGAACCGCACGUAGGUGGGGUGGCUGUUCCGCUGUGCUGCCCUAGCACCUGUCCCAGGAGUUGGGGACGGAUCCAGACAAGGAGUCCUCUUCCUGUCCCCCAGCCCAUCGCAGAAGAACAUGGAGACCCCUGGGUGCUGUGGGCUGAGUGGGGGGCUGGGUGGGGCUGGAGGGGCCUCGCUUGCUAGACCUUGCCCUCCAUGCCGCCCUGGGUUGUCCGGCACAGGGGCUCUUCUCAUGCUUUGAUCUUCUGCUUAAAAACUUGUGUGAUGGCAGUGUGCACGGCCGCAUCCAACCUCUGACAGUGUUUACAGACGUGGUGGCCGCUCCAGGAGGGGUCACCUCCCUCCACAGUGUCCCUCUGGGCUCUGGAAACGCUCCUUGACCCAACCCGUAGGCGCUGCUUGUUACUUGGAAGAAGGCAUGUUUCAACCCAAAGUGUUAAGGUCCGUACUAACUUACGUAGAGGAACUCACAGAUGAUUUUUCUUUAAUAAAUAAAUCCCCUUUUUCCUAU
Molecule: messenger RNA, 1925 nt
Organism: Nyctereutes procyonoides (raccoon dog)
Lineage: Eukaryota; Metazoa; Chordata; Mammalia; Carnivora; Canidae
Gene: UBAC1
Product: UBA domain containing 1
Exons: 10
Coding region: 189-1424 (411 amino acids)
Molecular function (GO): protein binding
Source: RefSeq, a predicted model, not a curated record